AUGACACUGCUAAAGGCGUGCCAGGAAGCACACAGGGAACUUGAGAGGUUUCUGACCUCGACACCAGAGGACAUGUUUACCGAGAACCUCACGGAUUCCCCAGAAUACACAUACACCAAUACGCUUCUAGCGAAAACACGUGCCCAAACGAGGGACACGCUCAAUAUCUUCAAGGAAGCACUCAAAAUAUACAAGCUGAGUGAAAUAUCGGUCUCCUAUAACGGGGGAAAGGACUGUUUGGUGAUGUUGGUUAUCCUAUUGGCAGCUAUUUACGAUAGCUUCAAAAACGGUGAGCUUGAUGACCCACAAACCAAAUUGAACGCUGUGUACAUCAACACAGAGGAGGUGUUUGAGGAGCAGAACAAAUUUCUGUAUUCUUCUGUGGACCACUACAAACUUUCGUUUGUCCAGAUCAAAAAAGGUAUGUCCGAGGGAUUCCGGGAUUACCUUGACAUGAAGCCUGAAGUCAAGGCAAUUGUGGUGGGCAUACGAAGAAUAGACCCCUUUGGCGGCGAUCUAUCUCCUCUACAAAAGACGGACCAUGGAUGGCCCGACUUCAUGAGGAUAAACCCGGUACUAGAAUGGACUUACACUGAGAUCUGGUGUUUCUUGAAAAUUUGCAAAAUUCCUUAUUGCAAAUUAUAUGACGAGGGCUACACUUCUAUUGGAGGCAUUGACAAUACUAUUAAGAAUCCUCUGCUAAGAGUGGAAAGCUCUGAAGACCGGUUCUUACCCGCAUACAGACUUCAUGAAGAUGAUAAGGAAAGGCUCAGUCGCGUUGAAAAAAGCAGUAGAGAAAAGCUCUAG
Molecule: messenger RNA, 807 nt
Organism: Kuraishia capsulata CBS 1993
Lineage: Eukaryota; Fungi; Ascomycota; Pichiomycetes; Pichiales; Pichiaceae
Exons: 2
Coding region: 1-807 (268 amino acids)
Biological process (GO): FAD biosynthetic process
Molecular function (GO): FMN adenylyltransferase activity
Source: RefSeq, a predicted model, not a curated record